Molecule: messenger RNA, 2468 nt
Organism: Setaria italica (foxtail millet)
Lineage: Eukaryota; Viridiplantae; Streptophyta; Magnoliopsida; Poales; Poaceae
Product: programmed cell death protein 4
Exons: 4
Coding region: 183-2180 (665 amino acids)
Biological process (GO): negative regulation of DNA-templated transcription
Source: RefSeq, a predicted model, not a curated record
UCGGCCCCCCUCUGCCCUCGCACCCCCCCUCCCUCCGCUCGCUCGCUCAGCGCUCGCUCGCUCGCCCGCGACUCUCCGAGCGGCGGAAACUCCACGCCCGGGUUGAGAUCCGCGCCGUCUCCCGCCGUCCCCGCCGCCUCCGAUCUCCACAGGGCGGGGGGAGGAGGACGGUGCUGAGGGAGAUGGCGGCGGAGGAGGGGGCGAUGUCGCCGACGAGGAUGCUGGCGGAGGGGCACCUGCGGGUGGCCACCGGCGGGGGCGCGCCGGCCGACGGCGGGAUCGCCGUCAGGCACCUCCCGCACCACCACCCCGCGAAGAAAGAUGGUGUUGGUGGGAAAACUGAACAAGACAACCAUGAGGAUGUAGAUUCUUUACCAUCUCAAGAGUUGAAAAAACUAGCUAAUGGAAACAAUAAGGUUCCUGGUACAUUAGAUGAGUAUAAAAGGCUUGUAGUUCCAAUAGUUGAGGAGUAUUUUAGUACCGGAGAUGUUGAAUUGGCAUCUUCUGAGCUAAGGAGUCUUGGAUCUGAUCAGUUUCAGCAUUACUUUGUCAAGAAGCUCAUAUCAAUGGCAAUGGACCGUCAUGACAAAGAAAAAGAAAUGGCAUCAGUUCUGUUAUCAUCUUUGUAUGCUGAUCUACUGAGUUCCUACAUGAUCAGUGAAGGUUUUAUGAUGCUUCUGGAGUCUAUAGAAGAUCUGACUGUAGAUAUACCAGAUGCCGUUGAUCUCUUGGCAGUUUUUAUUGCACGGGCUGUUGUUGAUGAAAUUUUGCCUCCUGUAUUCCUCGCUCGAGCUAGAGCACUGCUUCCAGAAUUUUCCAAGGGUAUUCAAGUUCUGCAGGUUGUUGAAAAGAGCUAUUUGUCAGCUCCCCAUCAUGCAGAAUUAGUUGAACGCAAAUGGGGUGGAAGCACACACUUUACUGUGGAAGAGGCAAAGAAGAGGAUUCAGGAUAUUCUGAGAGAGUAUAUUGAAAGUGGUGACAUAGAUGAAGCCUUCAGGUGCAUAAGAGAGCUUAGUCUACCGUUCUUCCAUCAUGAGGUUGUGAAGCGUGCUCUCACCCUUGGUAUGGAGAACAUAUCCUCGCAGCCAUUAAUCCUGAAGUUAUUGAGGGAGGCAGCUGCAGGUUGCUUGAUUAGUUCUAAUCAAAUAUCAAAGGGUUUUUCUCGACUAGCUGAGAGUGUUGAUGACCUGAGUCUUGAUAUUCCUUCUGCUAAAGAUCUUUUUGACAAACUGGUUUCAACAGCCAUAUCUGAAGGAUGGCUUGAUGCUUCUUUUAGUAAAUCUGCUGCCUCUGAGGAAGAGAUGCGGAAUACAAGUGCUGAUAAGGUGAAGCGUUUCAAGGAAGAAUCUGGUCACAUAAUUCAUGAGUAUUUUCUCUCAGAUGAUGUCCCUGAACUCAUUCGAAGCCUUGAAGAGCUUUCUGCCCCAGAAUACAAUCCCAUUUUCCUCAAGAAGCUUGUUACGCUUGCUAUGGACAGAAAGAACAGAGAGAAGGAGAUGGCAUCUGUACUACUUUCUUCGCUCAGCUUGGAGCUGUUUUCCACUGAUGACAUCAUGAAGGGGUUCAUAAUGCUCUUGCAGUCAGCAGAAGACACUGCCCUUGACAUUGUGGAUGCUCCCAGUGAGCUUGCCCUCUUCCUAGCUAGGGCAGUGAUUGAUGAAGUACUGAUUCCGCUAAACUUGGAUGAGAUCAGCAGCAAGCUUCGGCCGAACAGCAGUGGCAGCCAGACUGUCCAGAUGGCCCGAGCCCUGCUGUCAGCUCGCCACUCCAGCGAGCGGAUUCUGCGUUGCUGGGGCGGUGGCACCGGCUGGGCCGUGGAAGAUGCCAAGGACAAGAUCGCUAAGCUUCUGGAGGAGUACAGCACUGGCGGUGACCUGGGAGAAGCCUGCAGAUGCAUCCGCGACCUUGGGAUGCCCUUCUUCAACCACGAGGUGGUGAAGAAGGCGCUGGUCAUGGCGAUGGAGAAGCAGAACGACGCAGGCAUACUGGCCCUGCUGCAGGAGUGCUUCGGCGAGGGGCUGAUAACCAUCAACCAGAUGACCAAAGGCUUCACCCGUGUCAAGGAAGGCCUGGACGACCUGGUCCUCGACAUCCCGAACGCGCAGGAGAAGUUUGGGGCGUACGUGGAGCUCGCGACUGGGCGCGGCUGGCUGCUGCCAGCCUUCACCUCGGUUCCCUGAGGCCUCUUCCUUUGGCCUGCGAUGCGAGGCUUGAUGAGUCUCCUAUGUGUACAUUUUGCACCCGUGCUGUCAUCAGCAUCAUACCAAAAGUUUUUCUGCCCCUAGUUUACUUGAAAAUGUUACCUUAUACCGGAAGGAUUGUAGGGUGGAUGUGGUGUCGCUUGUGUUGAGAAUAGUGUCUUAUUGGUCUGGUCUGGGAGGGGUAUGACUUUUGGAGAGUUGAAAAGAAUAAAACCAUUUCGUUUCAGGUUAUGAAGAUGUAUACCCUGUCCCUUGGGUUUUUUGUAA